This is a messenger RNA of Xyrauchen texanus (razorback sucker), 744 nucleotides long. RefSeq lists its product as uncharacterized. The transcript has a single exon. The record is from RefSeq and is a predicted model, not a curated record. Bases 1 to 744 code for a protein of 247 amino acids. NCBI's taxonomy places the organism in Eukaryota, Metazoa, Chordata, Actinopteri, Cypriniformes, Catostomidae.
AUGGGAGCCAAGCUUAGCAAACGGAAGAAGGGAUACGAUGUCAGUGACCCUAAAGAGAAGAAAGAGGAGAGUCCUGUGGCGACAGUUGACCCAGCUGAGAAGAAGGCAGAGGCAACUGGGACUGAGGCAGAGGCAGUGUCCCAACAGGCUGCAGUGGAAAAUACUGUAGCACCAGUGGUGGAGUCUGAAGCACCAGCUGAACAGUCUGCCUCUAUUUCAACAACACAACUAGAGGUAAGGAAAGACGAUGCUGCACCAGAAGAACCAACAAAAGAGGCCUCUACUGCUGCACCAAAGGAAUCAGGGGCUGUAAAACAAGCAGCCUUUCCAGAGUCACAAGCAACAGAAGUACCAGUAUCUGCAUCAGAGGCACUAGCAGCAGAGGUUCCAGCAUCUGCAGUUGUGGAACCAGCAGCCGAGGGACCAGCAACUACACCAAAGGCAGCUGCACCUGAGCCACCAGCAGCUGAGGAACCUGUAGCCACACCUAAGGAACCAGCUGCAGUCCCAGAGGCACCAGUAAUGGAGGAACCUUACCCUGCACCAGAGGAAUCAGCAGCAUCAGAGGCACCAGUGUCAGAUAAAUCUGCAGUUGCACCUAAGGAACCAGAUGCACCGGUAAUAGAGGAACAUGCAACUGCAUCUAAGAAGCCAGCAUCUCUGCCAGAGGAACCAGUGACAGAGGAACCUCCAGCUAAACUUGAAGAACUUGCAGCUGUGGCAGAUGUACCAGUGAGAGAGUAA